AUGAAUGAAACAAGAGACAGACCGUCAACAUCACCACGCUCGCCGAUCAAAAAGCUUUCUCGUCCUUCGGAAACAAAUACUCCAAACUCGCCAUCAAACAUAGAGCAAGAGUAUGACCCGUUGAACAAUUUGCGCGUCGAUUUGAUAAAUGACUUUAAUACAAUGGAUCAAUUUACUAAACCUAUCGCUUCCACGCUGAAAGAGGCCUUUACAACUCCGGCUUGGAAUCCUAGCACAACACCGACAAGGAGUGCUUUGCGCAAAAGACCCGUAGAGUUCAACAACAUCACUCCUAUCAACAGUCCCAAACUGUCGUGGCGUGAAGUUUCGGUUUAUUACUUCGGCCGUGCUCAGGGGGUUGACACUGUUCCUCACGAAGGAGAAAUUUCUCUUGGUAUGCAAACUCGUCAUCAUACGCGACGCUCGUUCCCUCUUAUUCGUAAAGGGCAACCUUACAUUGGAAUUGACGACGAGGUGGUCGAACUGUCAUCCGACGAAGAAGAACCACCACAUUUUGAAAGGAAUACCGCCAAAAAGAUCCAAGGAAUGUCGAGACAGCAAAUCGCUAAAUUGCUGAAGGUUUCCGGUGUAAAUGUUGAAAGGGCUGGCCUCCGAGAGCUCGAAUUGUUGCGCGAAAGUCGUCGAUCAGCUGGCUGUUCGUGUCCGAAUGGCAUUUGCCUUCCAGAAACAUGCCAGUGUGCUCUUGACGGAAUCAAAUGCCAAUGGGAUGGCGCCGGACAAGACUAUGGUCCAUGCCCCUGUGACAUUGGCGUCACUUGCGAAAAUCCCGAGGGCCGAGUUGAGUUCAAUCAGGAAAAGGUAGCUGCACAUCAUAUGGCUGCAAGGCAACGUUGGAAAGAUUCACAACGAACGGGUAACUACUCUGCACCAAGCCGUCGCAGGCUCGACAGUGAGGAUCAGACGAAAACCUACUGUGAGACUCCACCAAAUACCGGAGAUGGAUGUGGAUAUCUACCAACUUUACGACUUGCAUCCCUUUCUCGCCUCAACACACCAACAAAGAUCACCGAUUUGGAAACGGAACUACCAAUUAAACUUAGACUUCGACGAUCUUCGUCAACAAGCGCAAUGGAAAAUCCAACCGAAGAAAAAGUUAAAACCCCAAGAAUGCGCCGUUCUUCCUCCGUUCCUCGUUCAAGUUCUACUUCAAAUCUCGCAGAAUGUAUUGAACAAAAUAAACCAGACCUGCCACCUAUUGCACUUGCUUUUCAAACUCCUACUUCAAUGACUGCAUCAGCUUCUUUACAGCGCUCAAUCAGCCGUGUAAUCUCAACUUCUCGUCUUCGACCGGCUACCGCUUCAUUUGUUGAUCUUCUCUCAGCCAGCCGUCAAUCAAAUGCGCCCACUCGGCCUCGACCACAAAAUGAAACCGCAACUCCCUUGAGGAUGAAUUAUGCAAAGGUUCAAAUCCCAUCUCCUCCUCCAAAUUGUAUCAGUCCUGAUGACGAUUUUGAUAGACCGACUCCUUUGCCACGUUUCCCGGUGACACCUGUUUACUCAAGGAUUAAACCAAGUGGUUUGAGUCGUUUAACUCCGGCGGCAUCCAGUGUUCAUCUACAACCCUUCAAACUCAACAACGAAGAAAAUAAUCGGUUGACACCUUCAAAAUCUAUCGCAUGCUUACAAGCACCUACUGCUUCUACAAACUCUUUCAAUUCGGCUAAGAGGUUGACGCCCUCAAAAUCGACCAUUCAACUGCCCAUGACCAAACUCAAUCCGGUGCUAAAUCAAGUGCUUCCAAAUGUCCCACCAAGUCCAUCAAAGAGAGCUCCACCAUCUCCAAGAAAGUUUCCCAAAACUUCAUCGUUGCUAGGC
This is a messenger RNA of Mesorhabditis belari, 1836 nucleotides long. The record is from the annotation of a GenBank genome assembly. NCBI's taxonomy places the organism in Eukaryota, Metazoa, Nematoda, Chromadorea, Rhabditida, Rhabditidae.